AACAUAUUGGAACUCCGCCGGUGUCGGCCCUGUUUGUCUCGCGCCUCGGCACGCCAUGAUCGCCUAAUGGCGAACCCAUUCGCUGAGGAGGAAGCGUCAGUUGCUGAUGCUGCGCCUUCCAACCCCUUUGCACAAGAGGAGGAGCCCGCACCAGAGUCUGGUGCAAAUCCCUUCGAGGAUCAGGACGAGCCCGAAGCUGCUGCGGAUUCAGAAGCCGUGGAUCCAGAAGCUGCUGGAAAGGUAGAGGAGGAGGCUACAGCAAUUGUCAAGACGGUGAGCGGAUAUUCGGUGGAGACACAGCAGGACCGCCGCUUCCAAAACGCGGACGUUUGCGCGGUGUGCAGCGCAGCACUGGGAAAGCGCUGGAUGCGGCCCAGACAUCACUGCCGCGUGUGCAGCCAAAGUGUUUGCGCCUCAUGCUCACCCAGCACCAUACAGUUGAUGAGCGAAGGUCUUCAGAGGACUUGCAAAACAUGCAUCGAGCAGAUGCUGGAGAUGACAGAGCUGAAGGCACAGUUGGCGAGACUGGCCGAGGAUCUCAGCAGCAUGACCCGUGGUGAAAACCCAGGCGACGAGGGAGGCCGCGCUUUGAUGGCUACUUGUGAGGAGGCGGUGUCACAGCUGCUGGAUCUGCAAGCCGGGCAUCAAGCAGCCUCUACCCAGGUGGAGGUCUUGAAGCAGCAACUCCAAGAGGUGCGAGAGGCUCAAAGCAGCGCUCUUCAGGCCGCCGAGGCCCGGUGCACCGAGGAGGCCGCACAGCGCCUGGCAGCCGAGGCGGCGGCGGAGGCAGCGGCGGCCGAGCGGCAUGAGAUGGAGGCGAAGCUGCACGAGGAAGAGAAGAAGCGGAAGGCUGCAGAGGCCGAGGCACAGUCCUUCUCGGUGGACCUUCAAGAAUUGGAGGUCGUAUCCAUCGUCGCCGUCCUAAUCCUGGCAAGUAGGUAGGACCACUGACAGCGGAGACCCUGCGGCUCCGGGAGCUCCAGGAGAAAGCGGCCUCGGAGCGGAUGGCCUUGGAGGUGCGACUCUCUGAGAGCCUGCCCCGGCAUUUGGCUGGAACAUCGACGCCCUCCUCACACUCUGUGGCAGAACAUCUCGUACAGACUGAUCCUCCACAGCCUGACCGAAGAUGUUCAGAGAACUGCAAGAACUCUUGCUCCAUUGCUUGAGCACUCAUCAAAAAGAUCCAACCACUGGCCAUCUGAAAGUGACCGUUGUGAUUCAGUUGUGAUGCACAACAUGCGAGUUUGAUUCCA
Molecule: messenger RNA, 1253 nt
Organism: Durusdinium trenchii
Lineage: Eukaryota; Dinophyceae; Suessiales; Symbiodiniaceae
Source: the annotation of a GenBank genome assembly